Molecule: messenger RNA, 801 nt
Organism: Racocetra fulgida
Lineage: Eukaryota; Fungi; Glomeromycota; Glomeromycetes; Diversisporales; Gigasporaceae
Source: the annotation of a GenBank genome assembly
AUGCAGACCUAUGCAGACCUUCAUCAUCUCCAAGAUCUGCAGAUUUUAACGGUAGAAAAAUGCUCAGUUAAUCUCAUUAACAAAGCAGCUGAAGCCGGAUUUAUUUUUAAAAAAAAAAUUGAAUGGUUUACCAAUUUGAAAAAAAAAGCAAAAAAUGCGAAUGAGGACAGUCUUGAAUUAUUUCAAACGAUUUAUUUAGAAUUUGAAACAGUAAAACAUUGUAGUGAUGAAGAAAUUAAAAGUAACGAACUUGAAAAUAUUAAAAAAAAAAUCAAACAACUAGAAGAAAAUUCAAAUGAAAUUGAUAAAAAUUACGAGGAUAUUGAUAACAAGAAUAUCGAGAGAUUGACAAAUGAAGUCUCGAGAUUAAAAUUGGAAAAUGAAGAAAAGAAUAAAUCGAUCGAAAAAUUAACAGCUGAAGUUGAACAAUUAACUAAUGAUGCUGAAUUAUUAAGACAGAAUUAUAAUUUGGUGGAAGCUAAAUGUUCUCAAAACGCAACAUCAAUGCAUGAUUUGCAAUUCAAAUUAGAUAAUGAGAAAAGAAAAUAUACUUUUCUCGUAAAAAAACAUGAGCAAGAAAUACAUCAAAGAGACCAAAGAGAAUCUGACUUUCAAGAACAAAUAAACCUUUUAAAAAGAAAGAUCGAGAAGUUAGAAAAAGAUUUAGGUAUCCCUACAAGGGAAUACGAAGCAGUCACUAAUGAGAGGUUAUAUCUUGCGAAUCAGGCCAGUGAAGUCACUAAUGUGAAGCAUUCGAGUCCAAUUUUAAUUAGUGAUAAUGAGGAUCAAUAUGAUGAAUGA